This is a messenger RNA of Trametes versicolor FP-101664 SS1, 906 nucleotides long. RefSeq lists its product as uncharacterized. Lineage: Eukaryota; Fungi; Basidiomycota; Agaricomycetes; Polyporales; Polyporaceae. The record is from RefSeq and is a predicted model, not a curated record. The transcript is spliced from 3 exons. Bases 1 to 906 code for a protein of 301 amino acids.
AUGCUCGAGAAGCGCAUCGGGACCGCGGUGCGCGAGAUCUGCCCUCACCCCGAGAAGCUUACAGAGGAGCAGGCGCGGGCCCUCAUAGAGGAGCACCACGAGAUUCUCUGGCGGGCGUUCUCCGGGACGACCCUGGUCUUUGCGCUCAUCAAUGUUGAUGAACAUUUUAUGUGGGCUGCGGGCGUGGGCGAUUCCAGUGUUGGUAUGUCCUACAUAGGAAGCGACGGAAAGCGAAAAGGAAAGAGACUGUGCACGAUGCACACGUUCCAGAAUCAGCAGGAAUAUUUCCGCGCGACCAUGCUCCACCCUGCCUCCGAGCAGCCCCUCUUUGACAAGGCAGACCGUAUUUUGGGAUGGAUGUCGGUCGCUCGUGCCAUCGGGGACUACUCGCUCAAGUUCCGCGUCGCAUACCUCGCAAACCUCUUCCGAUACCUACCGGGCCUCGAGGACGCCCCCUUCCACAAGUACAUCCCCAAGAUCAAGACGCCCCCAUACAUCAUCGGCUGGCCCUUCGCGCGCUUCACAGACCUAGAACCCUACUGGUCGCGCGGGCUUAAGGUCUUCCUCUUCAGCGACGGCGUCGACAACAUCAUCGACGGCUGGCAGCUGUUCAAGCCGCGAGAGCAUAGCGGCGCGGACCCGAUUGACGUCGUCGCCGCACUCCUCGCAGAUGGGGAGAUCGAGCCGCGUGUUGCGGAUAUACUUGGGAACCCGGUCGUUUCGCGAUGGAGCGGGGAGGAGGAGAAUAGGGCGGUGGACGUGCUGGGGAACUUGCUUGGGGGCACGGACGUCGAGAGGCUGGAGAGGGUUACUGACCUGAAGCUCCUGACGGACGAUACACCCGGCUGCCAUCCGUUUCACAUGGAUGAUACCUCCAUUAUCGUGUGGCAGGUCACUGAUUUAUAG